AUGAUCAAGGUAACGUCCACCGGGCGUACCACGCGGCCACAGUUGAAGUUCGACAGUGAAGAAAGGCAGGCGUCGAUGAUACCGUGCCGGCGAAGAUUAAAUGAGAUAUUUAAAUGUUUCGUGUGCCAGGAGACUUAUUUAUCGACUGCGUUCGCUCCCAUUACAAUUGAAUGUAGCAUCCUGUACUCGUUGAUGUCAAUUGUGGGCAAAAUGAAUCAUGACGAGACACUCGAAGGCUUCACACGCCGUAUGGACACCGAGGGAAACGUACACGAUACGCCCUGCCGCGUUCUCCCAAAAGUAAAAGUGAUCCGUCAAUACUCCGGGGAUUCAGGGAUAGCGGCUGAUGAAGAUUUCGUGGUGAACCCAAAUAACUGCCUCAACCUGGAUUCUGAGAGUGAUAUGUCCGAUGAAGAAAUCUUCCUGGAUUCGGUCGAAGACUGGUCCGAUCGCAAAAAUGCUCUCAUUCUGCGGACUCAACUUUCUGUUCGAGUGCAUGCUAUUAUUGAGAGGCUGCUACAUUCCCAAGGGCGAGAACUCCGCAGAGCACUUUUCACGCUUAAACUGAUUCUUCAAACUGACAAAGAUCUUGUCCAUGAAUUUGUCGCCUACAAAGGUUUGGAUUGCCUUAUGCAAGUUGCAAAUAUGGCGGACCAUAAUUAUCUUGAUUAUAUUCUAAGGGCUCUUGGACAGAUUCUUCUUUAUGUUGAUGGCAUGCACGGUGUAAUGACACAUAAAAGGUGCAUUCAAUGGCUGUAUUCCCUGAUAUCCAGUAAGUUUCGUCACGUCGUAAAAACAGCCCUAAAACUCCUUUUGGUCUUCGUCGAAUACACAGAACAGAAUUGUCUUCUCCUCAUCGAUGCAAUAAACGUUAUCGACAACACCCAUGGCAGACAACCUUGGUACAACGUUAUGAAAAUUCUUCAAGAUUUCGACGCUUCUGAUACUGAAUUACUAAUAUACGCAACCACAUUAAUAAACAGAUGCGUUAACACCGUACCCGACAGAGACACGUAUUAUGAUCAAAUUGAUGCCCUGCAGGAUCAGGGUAUGGAUGACAUAAUACAAUUAUAUAUGUCUAAACAAGGUACGGAUUUAGAUCUUCUCAGGCAACUACAAAUAUUUGAGGCAGUACUAUUAUACGAAGAUGGUGACGAAAGUGGAACUGCCCUUAAACAAUUGGAUGAUUCAAUAAUAACUUUAUUGAGGAGGAGAAGUCUUAAUUUAAAUACAUCUGAAAGGCGAAAAUCUAAAAAACGACAAAUGAAGGAAAAGGCCAAACCACCAGUCAUUCACCAUCAUACGGAGCCUGAUACUAAGCUAAGCAAUAAUUUACGUUCACCGUACCUACCAACGAUCAUUGAUAACACAGAGAACAAAGAACUAAGUUCGGCUUUAAAGAGAAGAAGAGACAGAUACGCGAGGCAGGCCCACCACAUAAUACAGCAGCAGGAGUUAAUGAAUAACUCCAGUGACAUUUACAAUGGACUCUUCGGUUACCAAACAACCGGUUUAGUCAACAGGGACUUUCUGAGUAGUAAUGCCAGUCCAACUGCUGAAGAUAAGCAAGUAAGAGUAGCUGAUAUGGCCGGUAUUGUAUUAAAAGCCAAAGAGGAGUUAGCCAAGUCCCAGUCAAAAGAAAUUGUGAAAAGUCCUAGUAUCGAAAAAAGCCCCAAAGUACAUGAAAUAAAAGCAUCAGAAAAUGAUUUGCAUUGGGAAGAAUUGAGAAAAGGCGGUCUAAAUAGAGAAUUCCAUCUUUGCGAUCUAGAUUUUUCAGAUUUGGUACAGGACUCUGAUGACGAUAUGACAUCUCCAACUAUGAGCGGAAUAAGUGGUCCUCCACCUCCACCCCCGAAUAUGUUCCCUCCUGUAGGAUUACCUCCUCCCUUACCUGGGUCAUUACCUCCAUUGACUAAAAAUAAUGUUCCACAUCCACCUAGAUCACUUUCAUUGGACCUAUCACAAGAUUGUGAUAAUGGUCCUAUUAAGAAAAACAAGAAGACUGUAAAACUAUUUUGGCGAGAAAUCCAAGAAAAUCCAGUUCCUAUUACAAUUAGGUCAAAAGUUGGAGGUUUUAUUUGGGACGAGCUCCCUCAAAUUACUUUAGAUACAGCGAUGUUAGAACACCUCUUCGAGUCAAGAACCAAUGAUUUAAUAAUUAAGAAACUAAUGGAACCAAAGAGAAAUCUUAUAUUAGAUACUAAACGCUCAAAUGCAAUUAAUAUAGCUAUGAAGAAGUUGCCAACACCUCAAACAAUUAAAGCGGCAAUUAUGAAAAUGGAUGCUACGGUUAUAGGAAGAGAAGGCAUAGAGAAACUUCUAACAAUGCUACCCACAGAAGACGAAAAAAUCAAGAUUCAAGAAGCGCAGUACGCGAACCCUGAUUUGCCGCUUGGAAGUGCUGAGCAGUUCCUACUUACUUUGGCUUCAAUUAAUGAAUUAUCGUCUAGACUUAAGCUUUGGGUCUUUAAACUGGACUUUGAUAAUUUAGAGAAAGAAAUUGCUGAACCGCUAAUGGACCUGAAGCAAGGAAUAGAACUGUUAAAAGUUAACAAAACCUUCAAAGUGAUUUUAUCGACACUAAGGUCUGUGGGGAGCUUUCUCAACGGAAGUCAAGUGAAAGGUUUUCGUUUGGAAUAUCUGUCCAAAGUGAUGGAGGUUAAAGACACAGUGCACAAACAUCCUUUGCUGUAUCAUAUCUGCGAAAUGAUCAUUGAGAAGUUCCCAGACAGCACAGACUUUUUCAGUGAGGUAGGGCCAGUGAUCAGGGCUUCCAAAGUGGACUUCGAUGUAUUGAACACGAAUCUACAGAAGUUGGAAGCAGACUGCAAGGCCUCCUGGGACCACAUGAAACGCGUUGCGAAACACGACAGCUCGCAAAUAUUCAAAACGAAAAUCAACGAGUUCUUGACAGACGCCGCUGAGAGGAUAAUACUUUUGGACGUGAUUAAGCAAAGGGUUAUGAACAGGUACAGUAAGUUCCUUCUGUUCCUCGGCGUUCCACCAGGUGACUUGCAGAAAACAAAGCCAUCGGUAUUUCUCAAGGUGAUAGCGGAGUUCGCGCUGGAAUAUCGCACCACGAGGGAGAGGGUACUGCAACAAUUGGAGAAACGCGCCAACCACCGAGAGAGGAACAAGACCAGGGGCAAAAUGAUCAUUGAUGUUGGUAACUACACCAACAAGAACGGUGAUCAUGUAGCAGACAGCGCACUGAAGGAGCUACUCAAAACCGACCCGGAAACUGACAGCCUAACCGAAGGCAGACGAAAGUCGCAACCAACCAACUACAGGAAGAACCUAAUCAACGGCGACUUGUCUGCGGACGACGAGAUAAUAGAGAGCCUAGUGCGAUCCGCGACUUCGAAAAGGAGACCGGCGCCACGUGAGAGAAGGAACAGGAUCUCCUCCGAUAAGAAAUAUUUCAACAGAACUCUAGACGGGCAUCAAUCUUGGCCAGGCCGAGAGAGUAGUCCCGGAGUCGACAGCAAACAUCCUGCA
This is a messenger RNA of Iphiclides podalirius (scarce swallowtail), 3498 nucleotides long. The record is from the annotation of a GenBank genome assembly. Lineage: Eukaryota; Metazoa; Arthropoda; Insecta; Lepidoptera; Papilionidae.